AUGAAAGUUAUUUCGUUUAACCAACCACAAUAUCUUCAUUAUACUGAUGAAAAAGAUAGAGCAGAGAGAAUUGUUAAUAUUCUCUCUAACAAAGAAGUAUUAACUUUGUAUGAUUCAAAUAAUAGUUUAUUAACAUCUAAAUCAAUAUUUAAUUACAUCCAAAGAGAACGAGAUGUUUAUUUUGUUGCAGAAGAUGAUAAGGAUAAUUGUUUUGGUUGUUAUAUAUCAAAAGCACCAUCAUAUAUGGGAAUUGGAAUAACAGAUCAACACCAUUACAUCUUUUCUUGUUCAUUAGAAAGUGAUGAAAUAAAUACAUUUGAUUAUCGGAUACUCACUACAUCUGUUUACAUCCCAUUAGAUUCAAUAUCAUUUUUAAUUGUCAUUCUGCUUUUUCUGUUGAUGACCAAUUAA
Molecule: messenger RNA, 411 nt
Organism: Entamoeba dispar SAW760
Lineage: Eukaryota; Evosea; Mastigamoebida; Endamoebidae
Exons: 1
Coding region: 1-411 (136 amino acids)
Source: RefSeq, a predicted model, not a curated record